This is a messenger RNA of Harpia harpyja (harpy eagle), 1943 nucleotides long. Its product is annotated as coiled-coil alpha-helical rod protein 1-like. Gene Ontology annotation, cellular component: centriole. Gene Ontology annotation, biological process: protein export from nucleus; cell differentiation. NCBI's taxonomy places the organism in Eukaryota, Metazoa, Chordata, Aves, Accipitriformes, Accipitridae. The transcript is spliced from 14 exons. The coding region runs from base 201 to 1631 and encodes 476 amino acids. The record is from RefSeq and is a predicted model, not a curated record.
GGAACUGGGAGUCACUGGUAGUUACUGGGAGCCAUUGAGGCUGGGGGGGUACUGGGAAUGUGAGAAGAGGGGAACAGGCCCUAACUGGAGGCUACUGGGCGGUACUGGGUCUGGGCAUGGGGGGGUUACUUGGAGUUAACUGGGGCCAUGGGGUGGUUACUGGGAGGCACCGGGACUAGGAAUAGGGAGGUACUGGGUCCAUGAUGGGGUUACUGGGACUUACUGGGAGUUGCCCCCCCAAGGUGCCACCAAUGGCCGAGAGUCACCCGGAGCCGCCAGGCACUGGGCUGAGGGGCCUCGUCCCCCCGUCGCACUUCGUGCUCCGCCCCCCCAGUCCCAGCACCAGGCCCCUGGAGGCGGAGCUUGAUGCUGAGAAGAGGCGUGGCCAAGCCCUGGAGGCAGAGCUAGAUGCUGAGAAGAGGCGUGGCCAAGCCCUGGAGGCAGAGCUAGAUGCUGAGAAGAGGCGUGGCCAAGCCCUGGAGGCAGAGCUAGAUGCUGAGAAGAGGCGUGGCCAAGCCCUGGAGGUGCAGCUUGAGGCUGAGAGGAGGUGUGGUCAGACCCUAGAGGCGGAGCUUGAGGCUGAGAGGAGGCGUGGUCAGACCCUGGAGGCGGAGCUUGAUGCUGAGAGGAGGCAUGGCCAAGCCCUGGAGGCAGAGCUUGAGGCUGAGAAGAGGCGUGGUCAGACCCUGGAGGCGGAGCUUGAUGCUGAGAGGAGGCGUGGUCAAACCCAGGGGGUGGAGUCUGAUGGGGGGCAGCCCCUGGAGGAGUGCCAGGCCCAGGUGCUGUUCCAGGCCCGGCUCAGUGCCCUCGGCCACAUCCUGACCCUGCAGGAGCGCGAGCUGGGCCGUGAGCUGCCCCCCCCCGGGGUGCCCGUGGCAGUGGCCCCCCCCCGGCUGCAGGCGCUUCUGGGGCGCUGGCGGGAGAAGGUCUUUGCCCUCCUGGUGCAGCUGCGGGUGCAGGAGGAGGCGCAGCGGGUGCUGCAGGCGCAGGUGGGGACGCUGGGGGCGGCGGUGGCAGCGGGGACGCGCCGGGUGACACGGCUGGAGCUGAGUCUGCGCGAGAGGGCGGCCACCGCUGAGCUGCAGCGUCGGGACACCAAGCGCCUGGCGCAGGAGGUGAUGCAGCAGCGGGGACGGGCAGAGGCAGCUGAGGAGGCACUGGGGGGACUGGCCCGGGCGGCUGCCAGGCUGGCUGGGGUGGUGACAGCACGCGAGGCUGAGGUGACAGCAGCCACCGGGACCAUGGUCACCCUCAGUGCCCGCCUGCGCCGGGCGGGAGAGCGGCUCCGUGUCCUCCAGGGGCUGGUGGCCCCGGCGGUGGCCUUGGACCGGCCGCGGUGGCAGCGGGACCCAGUGGGGGACGACCCGGUGGCCGAGGUGACAGGCAGCACCCAUCUCCUCGCGGGGACAACGGCCGGGGUCCGGCGCAGCGCGGUGGCCUCGGGGGUGGCUGAGGAGGUGACACACGGCUGGGUGACAAAGGACGAGGUGACGUGGGACAAGGCCACCCCCCACGAGGACAGGAUGGGGCAUCCUUCCAGCAGAGCGGCGCUGAGCUCCCUCGUGACGCAGCUGCAGGCCCUGGGUGCCGCCAUCCUCGGGGACGAUGGGGACAAUGGUGACCCCCCCUGACCCCACUGCGGACCGAGGCAUCUAGGAACCAUUGACCUCCUGGAUGAGUAAGUGGAAAGCUGUUGUUGAACCUUCAUCCUACGGAAAGUAUCCACCUAGAAAGUGUAGCGAGUGUUCCCGGGAGCUUUGUUAACACCCGGUGAGGUGUUAACACCCAGAGAAGAUGUGGAGAACAUCUAAAAAGACAAGAACCUUCACGUGGAGAACAUCUAAAAAGACAAGAAUCUUCACAUGAUGGACAAUCCAAACCCUUCCAUGGGGAAAUGUGUCAUUCCCUCACAGAAAUCUUGAUGGAUAAUUAAGGAAACCAAA